This is a messenger RNA of Ostertagia ostertagi, 432 nucleotides long. The record is from the annotation of a GenBank genome assembly. NCBI's taxonomy places the organism in Eukaryota, Metazoa, Nematoda, Chromadorea, Rhabditida, Trichostrongylidae.
AUGGAUAAGCACUUCCCCAAUUCACUCGUCCCUCUACUUUGCGUUGGAGGCGCUUAUUCGCUGAGUCAGAGCCACCAAUUAGCCUCGGAUAAAUUCGCUAAUCCGGACAGCCCAGCGCAGUCAUGCCCACUGUUUGAUGACGCAGUAGAUUUUCCUACAGGCGACGGAAGGAGCUGCAUGAAUUUGCACGCAUUCGUGGCGCUUUGGGUGGCAGCCAUUUUGAUGGCCGUUCUUGAAGCGGCUCCGAAACCCUUGGGUCCUCCGAAUGCUGCUCUGCCAAGCGUCAGUGGAGGAAUUCAGAUCCUGUGCAGAACGUUGCGCGGAAGACUUCGUCAAAAUGGUCGCCCGAUCAUCCUGCACUAUUCCUCCUUAUCACAAGAAAACCGAGUCAACUCAAUGCAUCCCAGUACAAUGCCCCGCCCACAGAAGUAA